CCCGCGCGCCGCCCGCUGCCAGCCCCAGCUGCCAGCCCGCGCGCCCCCGCUACCAUGGAGCACUUCAUUGAGACCGUGCGUAGGUACCCCUGCCUGUGGAACACCACUGCCAUCGAGUACCGCGACCAGGAGCUCAAGGACGCGGCAUGGAGCGAGGUGAUGAAGGAGACCGACUUGUCGUCAGUGAAAGAAGUGAAGAUGAAAUGGAAGAAACUGCGCGACAGCUACCGAGACGCGUUGAAACGCGAAAUGCUGGCCAAGGAGCCCAAUAACACAGCCAAGAAGAACUACCCCUGGAAAUAUAUGGGACCGAUGCAGUUCCUGCAACCACAUAUGAGCGUGCGCAAGAAGCCGCCAGAGCCCUACCCCGCUCCACCCGAGUCUGCGCACAACGGUGCGGAGCCCCACUCCUCUGAAGAGUCCGAGUCGGAGGCAGACAAUGAUUCCUCCGCGAAACGCAAGGGCUCCGUACGUCUGGCCGCCAUAGACAGAAAGCUGGACUAUUUGUGCAAGGCGCAAAGCAAGCGGCAGUUCACCGAAGCGCACCUUCAUGAACGCGGCCGCCCCCCGCCAGCCGCGCCUGAUCCUCUUGACAUAUUCUUCAACAGCAUGUGUCAAUCGACGAAGCGGUUCCCGUACCCGACGCAAAUUAAGAUAAAGCGUACGCUGUUCGAGGCGGUGGUUGCAGCCGAAGAGGCGCUAGUUGCGGAGCAGCAGAGCUACGCUAGUUUGUGGGCGCGCGGCGCUGGCAGUUCCUCCACCAGCUCGGAUGGUGGGGAGGGCGCGGAGGGCGAUGUCGAGGGAGGGGAGCGCCGACCCUCCUGAGCCGCGUUGUACCGCUGGCUGUACCCGCUGUACGACAGCUACGCGCACUACGUCGCCGCCACCGCGAGCCCCUCACGCCCCGCGCACCCUGCACGCCCUGCAUCGCGCGGCGCAAUCUGAUGCGAGGACCAUUUACCCCACCAACACAUUACGCUCUAAAUUAGUGUAGUCCCAGCGUGGACAAAAUCUCAUCAUUCAAAUCUCAUUAGCAAUAAUUAAAUGUUAUAUUAAGUAAGAUAAGACAAAUCACCCGGGAUGGCUUGUUGGUGUUCAGUUAAAUUCCUGUAUUAUAACAACACAGCAGGCCACAUGUGGAAAGUAAAAUGAAUGUAUGGUUGUAAUUUAAGGGUAUUUAUGUAUGAUAUGUUAUUACUAAUGUAGUAUUAUUAAUAAUAGUAUACUAUUAUAGUAUUAAUAAUAAUAUGAAAGUGUAGUAUUACGUGAUAAUAUUAAAUAACUGAGGUCCUAUUAGGUAGGUAGUCGCUAGCACAGCGCCAAAAAAUUUCGAAUUAAUUUUUAGAAUAGGCCAUGUUGGUCAAAACAUGUCAUUAAAGUAAAUGAAAAUGAUAUUAAAUAAUUUGAAUAUUGUGAUACAAUGUCAAUAUGUUCACGAGGCAAUAAUUCUAUCGAGUAUUACCGCUGUUUAUAUUAGUACCCACUAGCCCACGUACGUCCACUAUUGUUCACUCGUGGGCGAGUGGACAAUCGUCGCCUAAACACAUCGACUGAAUUUAUAAUUAAGAUUGUAUUCGUAAGUAAUUGGAAUAUACUAUGUGGGUCUUGUGAGUUUACAUUUUUCCAGUUGUAAUCCAGCGCUGAUUUCGUCGCUGGAAUAACGUGAACCGGACAGUAUAUUUCUUAAAGAUGAA
Messenger RNA from Papilio xuthus (Asian swallowtail), 1694 nucleotides. RefSeq lists its product as uncharacterized. The transcript is spliced from 2 exons. The record is from RefSeq and is a predicted model, not a curated record. Gene Ontology annotation, biological process: regulation of transcription by RNA polymerase II. Gene Ontology annotation, cellular component: nucleus; transcription regulator complex. Bases 55 to 825 code for a protein of 256 amino acids. NCBI's taxonomy places the organism in Eukaryota, Metazoa, Arthropoda, Insecta, Lepidoptera, Papilionidae.